CUCCUCUCUUCCACUCUCCGGUCCUCCACUCCACAGUUCACUUCCACCUAAAUUCACGUCUUCUCCACAAAGCCUCUUUCUUCCACCGAGCGAUUAAAGCUCGAAAAGCGCUCACUGCACUCGACGUAACCGUACAGUGGGUCAUUCCCCCUUCGUUAACUAUACCGUUAGUCUGGCUCUGCCAUUGUUUUUUCUUUCUUAAAAAAAUGCUUUCUUCUCCGAUUUACCUGACGAAAGUCGCUUAAACCCCCAUUUCAAGAAAUACAAAAUCUUGAGCCGAGAUCUCCGUAAAAAUAAAAUAUAACAUGAAAUAAUUACAAAAAUAAUUUCUUUAACCUCGGCAAAUCCAUCUCUUUCUUGAAUCCACACGUUGAAUCCUUGCAGAUAAAUCCUGAUUAAAAAAAAAGAAAAAAAAAGAAGAAAAAAUGGAUCAAGAUGAAAAAACCCCACUUCAAGAAGAGCAUUGCCAGAGGGGAAAAGCCCCUAAGAACGGGAUUUUUUGCCUGAUUUUGAGCCCUUUUAAUUUCUUGAAGAAGCUGAGCAACGAGCUCCACUGGAGCUUCGUGUCGGCAGUUGUGGUGGUGUACGGAAUCAAUCAGGGGAUUGGUUUGGGGCUGAGCAAAGUGAGCACGCAGUAUUACAUGAAAGACGAGCAGAAAUUGCAGCCUUCUGAGGCACAGGUUUACCAUGGAAUAAUCAUGAUGCCUUGGAUGGUGAAACCCUUGUGGGGCCUACUCACUGAUACAGUCCCAGUUGGCGGCCGCCGCAGGAGGCCGUACUUCAUCUUUGCUGGCAUGAUAGGUGCUAUAUCCAUGAUAACUCUAUCACUUAAAAGCAACUUGUACCUCGGGUUUGCUUUGUUGCUCUUAAUAUGUGGGAGUGCUGGGGCUGCCAUAGGAGACGUGACUAUCGAUGCCUGUGUAACUGAGAACAGCAUAAUCCAUCCUUCUCUUGCUGGUGAGAUGCAGAGUUUGUGUGGUUUAUGCUCGUCUGUCGGCCAAUUAGUUGGAUACAUGCUUAGCGGAUUUUUGGUUCAUCUGAUUGGAUCCAAGGGUGCUCUCGGGGUCCUUAGUAUUCCAGCUGCAUUAGUGAUUUUGGUGGGGUUGUUUAUACAAGAGCCCUUAAUCCGAAAUUUUAAUUACAAGAGAGUUAGUUAUAAAUUUGUCGAUGCUGGUCGGUCUAUGUGGGCUGCUCUCAAAUGUACGGUUGUUUGGAGGCCGUGUUUGUACAUGUACCUGUCCCUUGCCGUUAGUCUGCACAUACAUGAGGGCAUGUUUUAUUGGUAUACGGAUGCAAAUGAUGGGCCUGUUUUUUCCCAGGAAAUGGUGGGGUCCAUAUCAGCCUUUGGCGCAAUCGGCUCACUUUUCGGUGUCCUCCUCUACCAAAACGCCUUUCGGGCCCACCCCUUCCGUCAGGUUCUCUUUUGGGCCCAAUUGCUAUACGGGCUUUCGGGCCUGCUCGACCUUGUAUUGGUCUCGCGCUUAAACUUAGCUCUCGGGAUCCCAGAUUACAUGGUUGUUGUAUUAGAUGCCUCGUUUUCUCACAUGAUUAGUCGGCUAAAGUGGAUGCCACUUCUUGUUUUAAGUUCCAAACUUUGCCCGUCUGGCAUUGAAGGCACGUUUUUCGCUUUGCUCAUGUCUAUUGACCAUGUGGGACAAUUUACUGCUUCAUGGGCUGGAGGGUUUUUGCUGCAUGCUAUGAAUGUGACACGCACGAAAUUUGAUAACUUGUGGUUGGUUAUAGUGAUAAGGAGCUUUUGUCGUGUGCUUCCGGUUGGAAUUUUGUUUUUGAUACCGAGUGGUGAUCCGAAUGAAGCCAUAUUGCCUAUGGACAUGUUGAGAACUAAAAAGGACGAGAGUGAUACUAAUGAUGAUGAUAGUAAUUUGGAGGGUAUUAAUAUGGAAAUGGAACUGUUCGUUAAGGAUCUUGAUUCGCAGUAUUGAGAAAAAAAAAUGAUUCGCUCGAUCUUUUUUUUUUUUAAUUUAUAAAAUUGAGUGCUGAAAGUGAGAAUUUGACAGAUUUUUAGUCUAGCGGAGGGAUAAUCGACUGUUUUCUGAAAUUGUUUGGCUGACAUCAUGUAUCUGUAUCUGUGAUUCUUAAUAUAAAUUAUUCAGGAUUAGAACGAUAUAGGCAUAUAGCAAAUGUGGUUCUACUUGAUGCAUCAAUGGUGUGGAGCAUAAAUAAAACCUGGAAUUAAUGUUGGGGCUGGAAUUGUUUAAUUUUAUUUCUACUAUGAUGUUUAUGUGUUGUUCAUCAUUAAAAUAUCAAGAUCAAUACUUUCU
This is a messenger RNA of Striga asiatica, 2282 nucleotides long. The record is from the annotation of a GenBank genome assembly. NCBI's taxonomy places the organism in Eukaryota, Viridiplantae, Streptophyta, Magnoliopsida, Lamiales, Orobanchaceae.